UCGGCCUAAUUGUCGUUCACUCCUCGCAUUAUAACAAUGAAGCGCAAGGGUGGUCCACAUAGCUCUAAUGCAGAAUCAAAGAAGAGAGCUCUCUCACCCGAAGAGGCGACGGCUCGAUUCGCAGAUCGGCUUUUCGAGAAAACCACCCUCGAGAAAUACAAGAAUGCCUAUACCAAUUCAGAACCUUACAAGCACGGCGUGAUCUCCCCACUCAUCGCUCCAAGCCUACUUCGCUCCGUUCGCAGCGAAAUCCAAGAACAUUUGUCAUUCACCGAUAAGGAAACCGAUAUCUACAAGAUUUUUCAAUCGGGCGAUUUGGCUAAUUUGGAUGGACUGGACGAUGCUUCGCUCGCUCGACUGCCCUCUCUCCUCAAGCUCCGCGAUGCGUUGUAUUCCUUACCGUUCAGAGAGUACUUAUCCGAAGUCACCGGGGCUGGGAAACUGAGCGGGCGCAAGACGGACAUGGCAAUCAAUGUAUAUACCGGUGGCUGCCAUCUUCUUUGCCAUGACGAUGUGAUUGGUACGCGUCGUGUCAGUUAUAUCCUCUACCUGACCGACCCAGAUGCGCCAUGGGAACCAAGUUACGGUGGGGCUUUAAGGCUAUAUCCAACAACGACGAAGACGGACAAAAAUGGAGAUGAGGUGAAGAUCCCAAGUCCGGACUUCACUUUGUCAAUUCCUCCCGCAUUCAACCAGCUGAGUUUCUUCACGGUUCAGCCGGGGGAGAGUUUCCAUGAUGUCGAAGAGGUGUACCACAUCGAAGGCGAAAGUACUAAGCAACAAAAGAAAGAACGGGUGCGCAUGGCCAUCAGCGGGUGGUUCCAUAUCCCACAAGAAGGAGAAGAUGGAUACGAACCAGGAUUAGAAGAGAAACUUGCCGAACGCAGCAGUCUGCAGCAACUCCAGGGUCAAGGUGACGAAUUUGACCGUCCACAGUCCCAAGUCACGCAGUAUGAUGAACCGACGGAUCAAUCGGCCUCCAAAGGCAAAGGAAAACAGGUCGUCUCCGAUGAAGAAGGUGACAAAGAGUUCACGGAGGAAGAUAUGGACUUCUUGCUGAAAUAUAUAUCUCCAUACUACUUGACGCCAGACGUCAGUGAGGAGUUAUCUGAAAUCUUUGGCCGUGAGUGGUCACUCAAGCUGGAGCGCGUCAUUUCCGAUAAAUUCGCCGCUCGAAUCCGGGCAUACAUCGAAGAUCAGGAGAAAGGCGCUCUGCCAACUGCCUCAGACGACAUCGAGAAACAAACAGACUGGAAGGUCAGCCGGCCUCCUCACAAACAUCGAUAUCUGUACCAGCAGCCAAGGCUGGGCAUCCAGGAGCAGGAGAAGACUCCAAUCCAAGAAUUGCUGGAGGAUCUUCUUCCCUCCAAAGCGUUCAGGAAGUGGAUGUCAGUCAUCACCGGAAUCGACAAUCUCAUGAGCUAUAACUUCCUCGCUCGCCGAUUCCGACGAGGUCAGGAUUAUACCCUUGCCACCGGAUAUGAAGGCGCCUCCCAAAGACUUGAAUUUACCAUUGGCCUGACCCCAACAUCUGGCUGGGAACCACAAGAUAACGAAGAUCUGGAAGACGCUGAAGCCCAACCAAGCAACGGAGAUGCGUCAUCGAAGGCCAAAGCAGAAGACGGCGGUCCCUCCGUUGGAGGCUACGAGAUCUACAUGGCCGGCGACGACGAUGAUGACGAAGAAGAAUUAGGCGACCCCGAGGAAGCACUAAGCUUAACGGGAACAAAGUCCAAAGUCAAAAAGACCAAGGCAGAUCCCGCCAUUUACAGAUCCGCUAUGGACAAUGAAGAUGAUGGAAUUUUGUUCAGUAUGGGCGCUGGAUGGAAUCGGAUGAGCAUUGUUCUGCCGGAUCAGGGAACGCUAAAGUUCGUGAAAUAUGUGAGUCGCUCCGCAAAGGGAGAUCGAUGGGAUAUCACGGGUGAGAUUGAGGUUAGUUUCGAAGAUGAUGAAGAGGAUGAUGAAGAGGAGUGAAUCGGUAAACGCUCUCGGCAUUUGUGGGUCUCAUCGGCAGGGUUGGUUCUGCACAUAACGUAUGUAGCACUGGAAUUGGGGACCGGCUGAUGGUGAGCGUAAUAGCGAAAGAAUUUUAUUCCUGUGUGCAUGCGUCACAUUCUUCAAGCAGUGGAAGCUGGAAGGACAAAGCCUUGGGGACCCCUCUCAUUGGAGCAGUCCAGACCACGAAGUCUUCUGAAUGUUACAUAGAUUGCU
Molecule: messenger RNA, 2211 nt
Organism: Coccidioides posadasii C735 delta SOWgp
Lineage: Eukaryota; Fungi; Ascomycota; Eurotiomycetes; Onygenales; Onygenaceae
Biological process (GO): regulation of translational termination; peptidyl-proline hydroxylation
Cellular component (GO): cytoplasm
Molecular function (GO): peptidyl-proline dioxygenase activity; L-ascorbic acid binding; iron ion binding
Source: RefSeq, a predicted model, not a curated record